Messenger RNA from Diachasmimorpha longicaudata, 2738 nucleotides. RefSeq names its product E3 ubiquitin-protein ligase Mdm2-like. The transcript has 6 exons. Bases 691 to 1809 code for a protein of 372 amino acids. Gene Ontology annotation, biological process: negative regulation of apoptotic process; cell cycle; regulation of gene expression. The record is from RefSeq and is a predicted model, not a curated record. Lineage: Eukaryota; Metazoa; Arthropoda; Insecta; Hymenoptera; Braconidae. Gene Ontology annotation, molecular function: ubiquitin protein ligase activity.
GAACGCACGGGCAGUUUUGUUAAUGCAAUGCAAAGUGCUUGAAUAUCCGCGGAUGUCAUGCGUCGAGGCAAAACUUCUCAGAAAAUUGUGGAGAAACAUUUCCAAAAAAAUUUUUCGCAGGUAUCUGAACAAUUAUAUCCCAGACAUACCUGAGGUGUGGAAAAUUUCCCUGAAACAAAAACCUUCAAGGGUAGAAACGGUUGUCAAGAGGCUCCAGACAAUAUCAGUCAUCAGAUGGAUGCUCAUAAAAGUCCAAACGUGUCUUGACACGUUCAACUGCUGUGUCAACGUGUCGACACUGCUGGAUAAAAUAAAUUUGAAUUUUCACCGCUCAGUGGCUCCCCCUGACCCGAGGAUCUAGAAUGUAGUGGGGGAAAUGCCUUCCAUUCAACACCAUUUUUUAUCUGCCGCCCCAUUGGCGCAUGCGCAGCAGUCCGAAAAUAACAUUCCCCUAGAGCUUCCCUCGCCACCGCAGUCUCAAUCUUCACAAGCGUGUCGAUGCUCGCACGGAAGCAACUUCCUUUUUACGUCUUUCUAUUCUACUAUACUAUGGUGUGCGUACUCUGAGGCAUCGUACGGGAGACCUUGAGUGGUUUUUGGCUGCCCUUUCACAGAAAAAGGAAACGAGUGACCAAGUUUCACGCCAAUAUCUCAAGAAAAGCCAAGCCGAAAAUUCAUUUUAACCAAAAAAUGAGUCUAGCAACACCGUUCAAACGCUCAGCGUCUGCUUCGAUUGGUCCCGGAGUGUGGGAGGCACGAGCAUCUGAUGAGGAUGAACAAGGUAAUGAGCCAGAGGCGAAGAAGCCAAAGUACUCUUGGUACGUGACACUGGAGAGUGAAACGCCAGAUGGCACAUCGGAGGAUGAGAGUGAUAAUGAAUCUGUUUACAGUGUGCAGGACCAGGAGACUGAAUACGCUCGUGACACAUCGGACACGUCAACCAACACAUGGAUAAGCACUGACAACGGAAACAUGUCUCUGCCUGUCGAGUAUGAAGUGGCAUCGAUGUCUGAGUCAGACAAUCCUUUUUUGGAUACUUUGACCUCGUCAGAUCCUGAGGACGUAAUCCCCCGGGGCAUACUCGUCGACAUUAUUGAAUCGGAGCUGGACCCAGCGGACAGCAGUGAUGACUCUCGUUCCUCAAUAGACAGUGAGAUUGGACGUGCAGAUUACUGGACGUGUCUGCAAUGCAAUACGAAGAAGAACAACCCCCUGUUCCCGUACUGUGAGAAAUGUUUUCAAAUAAGAAAGAAUUUCUACCCCCCACGUCCAAAAUGGAAGAGGCAGAGGAGUAAAACGCUUCUCAAACCCAUGAAGAAGUCGAUUCCAGAGAAAAAAGACUCCUCCCAAGAAGAACUGAUAAAAACAGACUCUGGAUUAGGCUCGAGUCAGGGGAGUCAGUCAAUAUCAGAGUUUGAUUCUGAGAGUGUCAUUUCGUCUCAGUGCGCAAACACAACCCUGGGAGCAUCCCCAUCGUUUCUAAAGAACUCUGUAGAUUCUGUCGAUAGUGCUUCCCCCAGUUUUGUUCCUCUCAAAACCGUGAGCCACUGCUCAACCCCAAAAGACUUGCAAUCCAAUGCAGAAAGUAAAAUAGACAUUAUUCGGGAUAAAGAACAACCUGAUGACGAUAGUGACAGUAAAUUCUGCAAUAUGUGCACGGUUAACCCAAAAGAUGGGGUCUUCGUUCAUGGCAAGGCGUCACACAUAUGCUGCUGCUACAGGUGUGCUGUUAAAACAUGGAAGACAACGAAGUACUGUCCCAUUUGUAAUAGAAAAGUAACAAAUGUCUUGAAAGUUUAUAUCGUUUAAUAUGGCUGUGGGAAGUACAGCCUCUUUCGCCAAAAUGUGUUCCUUACUCGCCAUAAUUUAUCUUUCUCAUUCGAAAUGAUUUUGAUGAAUUAUUUGGAAAGAGGUGACCAGAAGGCCUGACCAGAAGGAUUCCACAGUUCAUUGAUUUUUAGGGAUACAAGUCAAGUUAAAAAUGCCUUUUAUUGAUUGAAAUUUUAUUGAAUUAGAGGGGCUCUUUAAUAUUCAAUAAUGUAAUUGUACGAUUUGUGAGACAAGAUUGUGGCCUUUGACAGUUCCCAAAGGCUAAUUCAUCAGUCAAUUGUUAAUGAGAUGAGAUAAUUUUUAGAUUCCAAAAAAAUACGUUUUUUCUUUUGAGAUAGGCCAAGAUUGGGCUGAACUGACUGUUUCAAAGAGAGCGUUGAUGAUGGAAUUGUUUAUUUUGUUUCAACUGCAUUUUUUUUUUUUUAUCAUUCAGUUUUUGUCAUCAUUCACAUUUUUCGUAAUUCCCUAAUUCAUUGUGUUUAACUGAACACAUUUGUCUCGAAGCUAUAAAAGGUUAAAAAAUUUCGAUCCAUUAAUGGAUUCGUUGGUCAGGCUGUUUAAAUGAGAAAUAUUUUUUUAAUGAAAAAUUAUGAAAAAAGAAAUUUAUUCGAUUGAUCUAGUAUUUAUGAUUUAGGCAGAUCAAAUUACAACUUAUAAUUAUGGAUCGCUUACAUACCAAAAAUAAUAGGGCCUGGAAUAUUUCAUGCUAUCUGCAGUUAUGCUGCGUUUAGAGAUGAAAAAUAUUCUACGAAUUCAACAACAAAUUGUGGGUCUAGGUAAAUUAUAAUUGCGAGUUUCGACUUGUUUAUGCUCGUCUUUUCGAAUUUGACUUUUCUAGAUUAGGUAGGACAUCAACAAAUGAAAAUGCCUUGAAGUAUCAUUAGAAGAGAAUAAAAUUUUAUCGUGUA